AUGGUUGCCGACACUACCUAUUAUGAUGCGUUGGGGGUCCCGCCGACGGCUACCGAGCUGGAGAUCAAAAAGGCCUACCGCAAGCUCGCCAUCGUCACCCACCCUGACAAGAACCCUGGCGACGAGACCGCGCAUGAACGGUUCCAGGCGAUCGGUGAAGCCUACCAAGUUCUGAGCAGUGAAGAGCUACGAAAGCGAUAUGAUAAAUUUGGCAAGGAGGACGCAGUGCCGGGUGGUGGUUUUGAGGAUCCCUCGGAGUUCUUCAGUAUGAUCUUCGGUGGCGAAGCCUUCGUCGACCUCAUCGGAGAGAUCUCUCUCAUGAAAGACUUGACCGCGACGAUGGAUAUUACGAUGCAAGAGAUGGAGGAGGAAGAGCUGGCCGAGUCUGCAGAACAGAAGCUGAACAUUCACGACGAGGAGGUGAAGGCUGCCGGGGAGGGAACCUCUGCCGCCCCUGAAAGCUCUUCUCCCGCAGAUGCUAAGGUUGCUGAGGCCGCCGCUGAGGCCUCGCGCCACUCAGAGGCUGCCCCUCCCCCCGCCUAUGGAGAGGCGACCGCGCAGAGCUCUGGCACCAGUACCCCCCGACGCUAUAUGGGCCAGCAGGCGUUGAUGGACAAGUCGGAGGAGGAGGCGCGGAUGGAGGCAGCUGGCCUGUCGCAAGAAGAAAAGGAGCUGCGCAAGAAGGAGAAGAAGAAGGGCCUGUCCAAGGAGCAGCAGGAGCGUCUCGCCGCAUUUGAGGAGGAGCGGAGAAAGGCUCGCGAGGAACGUGUCAAAACCCUGGCCGACAAGCUGAUCGACCGCCUCAGCGUGUGGACAGAGACUGACAAGGGCAAGGAUGUGACAUUUGCCUUCGAAGAAAAGAUUCGUCUGGAAGUCGAGAACCUGAAAAUGGAGUCCUUCGGCCUAGAGAUCCUGCACGCUGUUGGCGCUACCUACGUGCAGAAGGGUACCUCGUUCCUUAAGUCCCAGAAGUUCCUCGGUAUCUCCGGCUUCUUCUCCCGGCUCAAGGAUAAGGGUACUCUGGCCAAGGAGACUUGGACUACCAUUUCUACCGCUAUUGAUGCUCAGAUGACCAUGGAAGAGAUGGCCAAGCUGGAGGAGCGUGGUGGCGAGGACUGGACGGAUGAGAAGAAGGCCGAGUACGAGAAGAAGGUCACUGGUAAGAUCCUCGCUGCGGCGUGGCGCGGCAGCAAGUUUGAGAUCCAGAGCGUCCUGCGCGAGGUUUGCGACCAGAUUCUGGGCGACAAGCGGAUCCGCUUGGAGAAGCGGGUGGAGCGUGCUCAUGCUCUGGUGCUCGCGGGCAACAUCUAUGCUAAGGCUGAGCGUGACCCCGAGGAGGAGGGCGACUACAUGGCAUUUGAGCAGCUGAUGGCCGAGGCGAUGCAGAAGAAGGGCAAGGACGAGAAGAAAAAGAAGAAGUCCAAGCACGGCCACGAUUCCCCGGACGCAUCGCAUACCGCGGAGAAGCCCACUGCUUAG
This is a messenger RNA of Penicillium canariense, 1479 nucleotides long. RefSeq names its product DnaJ domain protein. Gene Ontology annotation, cellular component: cytosol. Lineage: Eukaryota; Fungi; Ascomycota; Eurotiomycetes; Eurotiales; Aspergillaceae. The record is from RefSeq and is a predicted model, not a curated record. The transcript has 5 exons. Gene Ontology annotation, biological process: protein import into peroxisome matrix. The coding region runs from base 1 to 1479 and encodes 492 amino acids.